AUGAAAAAACAAGAUGUGUGUGUGAAACACUGGUGCCCCUGUAUUGUAACUUUUAAGGAAGUUUGCGCCAUCUGGAUAAUAAGGAGACAGGGACAAAGGUUGCAGCAAAACCAACAGACUGCAGAUGACGCUGAUGAUAUGGAAAAGAAUAUUAGCACUAGGAUCCACAUACAUAUCCUGCAAAGAAGAAAUUACAUCUUACUAGAGGGAUUAAAAACUAAUCUAGACUCAAACUUUCACCUCAAAUGGAAAAAGGAUAAAAACGACAUUUCAAAUAAAUAUAGGAUUGGUGACCGAGCAAUUUCCAUCGGAAUUUUUUCCGGAGAAGACUGUGGUAUUUACCAGGGUUUUACUGAACAAAGUGGCAUAGGAUGCUGUAGAAGAAGGAAGCGAAAUACUUACCCUGUUACAGUAGAAUUCCAGAAACUAAAGCUUAUUGGAGUACAUUUCAUCAACAGUGGCGAUACAAUCUCCGAAGAAAUCCAAUCUUCAAAUUCCUUUUCUAUUUGGGAUUCUCAUUCCGAUCAUGAGAAACCUUGUGUGGUACUCGUAACAGAGUCACCAAGCGACCCAUCGUCUUCUAUUCAAAGGAAUCCUCACGAUGAAAACGGAAAUUCUGGACUUGUUUUUAUCUUAAAGUGUGCAGCUUUACUCAACGAGGAUUCUUCUUUUUCAUGGAAUAACAAAAGAAAAAAAGAAGCACUAAAUAAUGUGGAAAAAUUCUUAAAUGAGAAAUCUCAUAAAGUGGAAGAAUAUAAGAAUGUCGCCCUUAACUUAAAAAGUUGUUCUUCGUACAAGUCAACGCCCAGUUCCUUCAAAUUGUCUGAUGACGUAGAGCUCGAGACCUUGUGGAUUUUGUUAAACAGAUGCCGAUCUCCAGUGGAGGUUUUAGAAUAUAUUUCGGAUCAAAGAUUGGCGAAACUCGCAAAAAAGUACUUCCGAUUAGAAGGAUACAUGCAUCAUGCUGACGAAUCUUACGUCUUAUUGCCGUGCUCUGUAGCAAAUAUCUACCUGAAAUGUUUUCAUGAUGAAAUCUUUAAAACUACAGAAAAUCUUUUGGAGAAAAAAGAUGCCUUUGACCAGCGGACUUGUACAGACUUUGAAUGUUUUGUUCACUAUGCACUUUACAGCGAUCUUCCUACGUCUGAAACAGUUUUGGAAUAUUUCCGAACGUCUGGUUAUGAAAAAGAAACCAAUGAAGAAUGUAUUAUUGUACCUUCUGAAUACAACAAGAAUGUCAUAGAGAAGAUGGACGUGGAUAUUAUUGUUCAUAAAACAUUUAAAGAUGUUGCAAUUCACGAAGCUGUUGUAAAAAUAUUAAGAAUUCCAGAAGAAGUAAUUGGGUGGAACGAUGAAAGAAAACAACGAUUUAUUGAAGAACUGAAGAAAGGAAAAUCACGAAUUCAUCGAGCUAGAGUUAUAGUUGUUGGGUGUGCAGGAGCAGGUAAAACAACUUUGGUUGAAAGACUGAAACAUCCAGACAAAGAUGAGAUGCCUAGAACUACCACAACUGUUGGUCUUGAUGUUCACAGAAAUGUGUUUCUAGUCGAAGGCGGGAAACUAAUAUUAAUGGGAGAUGCAACUUCUUUGUCAUCUUCGAGUAGCAAAGACAAAAUGCUAACUGUGAUGGACUUUGCCGGACAAAGUGCAUAUUACGCAUGUCAUCAAGUUUAUUUGACCAAGAGAGCAAUUUAUUUAUUAGUCACAGACAUGUCAAAAUCUAUGGAGGAAAAGGUUGGACAACAUGUUUGUGACGCUGAUGGAACAAUUUUUGCAGACUGGAAAUACGGAGAUUAUAUUAGUUUUUGGCUUCAGAGCAUUCGGACAUACUGCGGGGAAGACAUGCCAGUAGUUCUGGUGGCAACACACAAAGACAAACUUCAGAAAUUGGACAAGAGCUUUUACGAGGACAUUCUACAUUCUUUACCUAAAAAACAAAAUCUGAAGAAACAUUUGUCUAUAGAGAGGUAUUUUGAGAUUGAAGCGGCUCCCAAGGACAAUGAUAAGAUAUUAGAAAUUCAGGAUCGUCUAAUUGACCUCUUAACGUCAAAGAAGGAAGAAAACUCAUACUCUCACUGGGGGGAAUUUGUCCCAUCCUUUUGGUUAACUGUUGAAGGAGAAUUAGAACAAAACAGAGAAAAAGUCAUGCGUGUGUCGCAAUUGAAAGAAAGAUACAAUUUAGAACUUUCUGAAAAUAUUGAUAGAUUUCCUGAUAAAGUUCGACAUCGUUGGUUUCAGUUAAAGGUCAGAAUUGGUGUAGAAGUAUCAAAAGAUAUAAAAAAAAUUCGUGACAUGCUACAAUUCUUUCAUGAAAUUGGGUAUAUUCUUUUUUUCAAUGAAACGCCCUUAAACGAUGUUGCCAUUCUAGAUGUCCAAUGGUUUAUUGAUGCAUUCAAAUCGUUAACUAGGGAUAAAAAUCAAGCAGACGUAGCACUACCCACAAAUUCCUCAGACAAAAAAAUCCCAAUUCUCAUGGACUGUUUCCAAACUGCAGAAGAUAUGGAAGAGUUCUAUCAAUCAGGAAAGCUACCAUGUGAAACUCUGAAAAAGUUCUGGGAAUCUCAUGAAGAUGAAGAUCUCCUCGAAAAUAGUGACUCUAUUUUAAAAUACAUGGAACGUCUUGGUCUUUUAGCCAUUGGAAAAAUCUUUCAUUACAUACCAUGUGUGAACAAAAUGGAUAUCAAUAUUUCACAACUUGAGGGGAUAUCUGCAAAACAGCACAAGACAUCAGUCUUACAUUUCCGAUUCAAGCAUUGCCUGCAUCAUUUCUUUUUCCAAAGAGUUGUCGUUGCUUGUAUGCACAAAUGGAAAUACUUGGAAAUAGAUCGCAAAAUUCAGUUGUUCAAAAACGUUGUUUUGCUAGAACACAUACAAAGGGGAAAUGUCAUUGUAAUCGGCGUAAAUAAAACAGCGAUUCAGUUAUUGGUAUACAGCAGUAGUACUUCAAGAUUGCUGCGUACCGCUGAUACUUACAAAGUUCGAAAUACUGUCGAAAAAAUCAUAAGUUCCGUUGUAAGAACAUUUCACAGAGCCGUGAAUUAUGAAGUAGGAUUCAGUUGUUUGGAGAGUGACAAGAUAACGCAGGAAUGUGAAGGACAAUUUAUUCUAGAGAAGGAUGCAGUGGCCAUGUCAAAGCUUGAGGAAGGACGCGAAUGUGAUUACCACACUGAAACACACUAUAUACAUUGGAGUAAAAUGGUCAAACAUUGGAAUAAAGACCAAGGUCUGAGAUUAUGGUGCUUUUCAAGAGAGAGGAGAAAUUCGACGGUAGAGGGUAUCACCAGAGAGGCGCAAACAGAGAAUAGGAAACCACUUUUGAAAAAUGAUGAAAGACACUUUCUUAUCAACAUGGAGAACCUUCAAACUGGGAAUAAUCAAUUAUCUGACGAAGAUUUGAAGAAACUUUAUUGGAAUAUGUUUCAAAAACUCGGAGAAAUUUCUCGAGAUGCAUUACAAAUGUACUUUGACGGUAAAUUCUCCAAAGAAGACCUAGAAAAUGUACUCAAGACUAAUGAGAACGACAUGAAGAAUGGUCGUUACAAAUUAGGGGAAAAUGAGAUAUCGAUUCUAUUUCCAGAUGACAGAAGUUGUCCAUUAUCUGCAACAUUUGACAUAACGAUAAUGUACAAACUGCUAAGGAAUUAUGGCGAGGAUAUGCCGAAACCGAACAGCCAGGAAUGGGGGAAAAAACCACAUAUUACAGACAAAAAGGAGACUGAUGAUAUAGAAAGAGUCCGACAUUACAGAAACGAGUUUUUUCAUGCAACACCAGAAACAAGUAUCAUGGUGAAAGAUGAUUUUGAACUUAGCUGGAUGGACUUAUCCAAU
This is a messenger RNA of Saccostrea cuccullata (small rock oyster), 3828 nucleotides long. RefSeq lists its product as uncharacterized. Gene Ontology annotation, cellular component: endomembrane system. The transcript has 14 exons. The record is from RefSeq and is a predicted model, not a curated record. NCBI's taxonomy places the organism in Eukaryota, Metazoa, Mollusca, Bivalvia, Ostreida, Ostreidae. Gene Ontology annotation, molecular function: GTPase activity. Gene Ontology annotation, biological process: intracellular protein transport. The annotation marks the transcript as partial.